Drosophila willistoni is the source of this 1011-nucleotide messenger RNA. Its product is annotated as tigger transposable element-derived protein 4-like. The transcript is spliced from 2 exons. Gene Ontology annotation, molecular function: DNA binding. Gene Ontology annotation, cellular component: nucleus. NCBI's taxonomy places the organism in Eukaryota, Metazoa, Arthropoda, Insecta, Diptera, Drosophilidae. The record is from RefSeq and is a predicted model, not a curated record. The coding region runs from base 293 to 904 and encodes 203 amino acids.
AUUAUAAUUAAAAAAAAAAGGAAACGUCAAUAUUGUAAGCAGAAAUUAUACGAGUUUAAACCAAAACUCUGGCAGUUCACCAUAUUUCUUUCGCAUAAAUAAAAUUUUAGAAAACCGUGUCACUUUGCAUGAAGAGGACAUUCUCCAAGAAUUCAAAGUUUGAAUUAGGUAUCAAAAGCUACAAUUAUUAUCCCGCAAUUUAAAAUCAAAUAUUCCGCUUAUUCCGAAAUUAAACGACCUAAAACAGCUUAAGAAUUUGUAUUGUUAAAGAUUAAACUCAAGCUUACGCAAGAUGCCGGGAUUAAAACGAAAAAGUUUUUCGAUUGAAAAAAAGAUUAUGAUAAUCCAGCGUUUGGAAUCUGGUGAAUCGAAUGCAUCUCUCUCUAGGGAAUUUGGUAUGAGCCAUUCAACAAUAUCAACAAUCAAGAAGAACAAAAACCGAAUAGUUCGCCGUUUGAAUUCGAUUUUCGUGAAGCCGAAACGUGGGAGAGCCGAAACAGAUGACGAAGUCGACGAAUCUCUUAUACAGUGGUAUAAGCUCAAACAAAAACAAGGGGUUCCCGUAAAUGAUCUUGAGAUUCAAACAAUGGCCAACUUUUUUGCUAAGCAGCUCAACAUUUUUAAUUUUAACUGUUCGGAUGAUUGGAUAAAUCGAUUUAAAAUCAAACACAAUAUUAAUUUAGCAGAACAAAAUAAGAUUGAUGAAAUUGAGCAAGAUAAAGCAAUUUCGAUGCUUUACAAUGCCUGGAUCAAAGAGGAUCAAGAAGAUGAUGAUUCCUCAGUCAAAGAUAAAAAGUCAUCAGUUGAAAAGCCACCCAAUGAGGAGCCACCCAAAAAAUUCAAAUUUACGAAGGAUAAAACUAAAGAUGAUGAUACCAUGCGAAAUCAUCUCUUCUAUUCAUAAAGGUGUACGAGAUUCUUGUUAUCAGAGAAAAGAUAACUUAAUGCAGUAAAAAAUCACAGAUUACUUUUAGUUUAGUUAAUAAACAUAAAUAAUUAUUUGCCUUAGGA